Messenger RNA from Mesorhabditis belari, 2340 nucleotides. Lineage: Eukaryota; Metazoa; Nematoda; Chromadorea; Rhabditida; Rhabditidae. The record is from the annotation of a GenBank genome assembly.
AUGGAGUCGUUGAUUCCGACAAUAAAUAAAUUGCAAGAUGUUUUCGCGGCUGUCGGAGCACGAGAAGCUGAGAUUCAACUGCCGCAAAUUGUCGUCGUUGGAUCACAGAGUGCCGGCAAAAGCUCCGUGAUCGAGGCGGUCGUUGGACGUGAUUUUCUGCCCAGAGGUGUUGGCAUAGUCACCCGAAGGCCGCUCCUUUUGCAGCUCUGCCAUGUGCCACUAAAUGAAAGGGAAACUCGACAAGGACGGAAAGAUGAUUGGGCUCGUUUCGAGCACACAGGAGAAAAAAUUUUCGAGGAUUUUGAGUUGGUUAGAAAAGAAAUUGAAGACGAAACAGAUCGUCUCACAGGAAGUAACAAGGGUAUCGCCGCUGCACCAAUUUCCCUAAAGAUUUUUUCCCAUCGGGUUGUCAAUCUGACAUUGGUCGAUUUACCCGGAAUGACGAAAUUGCCUGUAGGGGAUCAGCCAACAAAUAUCGAGGAACAAAUUCGAGAAAUGAUCAUGCAUUACAUCACAAAUCCCAACUCAAUCAUUUUGGCCGUCACUCCUGCGAAUCAGGAUUUUGCGACAUCAGAGCCACUCAAAAUGGCAAGAGAUGUUGAUCCAGAAGGUGCUCGAACAUUGGCGGUGCUGACAAAAUUGGAUUUGAUGGACCAUGGCACGGAUGCGCUGGAUGUGUUGACUGGACAACUCGUACAAGUCAAACUAGGGAUCAUCGGUGUUGUGAAUCGAUCACAGGCUGACAUUAAAAACAAGAAGCCUAUCGACGAGGCGUUGAGAGAUGAAGAAGGAUAUUUGGUUCGCAAGUACCCAACGCUUGCAACACGGCAAGGCACCCGCUAUUUGGCAAAGACGCUGAAUCGGUUGCUGAUGCAUCACAUUCGAGAAUGUCUGCCAUCGCUGAAGAAUCGAGUGAAUGUUCUGAUGGGACAAUGUGUCACUUUGCUAAACAGUUACGGAGAACCGGUUGAAGAUAAAAAUCGAACCCUUCUGCAAAUUAUUACAAGGUUUUCAACAGCCUACACAACAACAAUCGAAGGAACCGCUCGUAACAUUGAAACACAAGAAUUGUGUGGUGGUGCUCGCAUUUGUUACAUCUUCCAUGAAACGUUAGCAAAAACGCUUGAAGGAAUCGAUCCACUGGAACACCUCGAUACGCUUGAUAUUCUUACUGCAAUCAGGAAUGCAACUGGCCCAAGACCAGCACUUUUCGUGCCAGAAGUGGCCUUUGAGCUUCUUGUUAAGCGUCAAAUACAGCGUCUUGAAGAACCCUCCUUGCGAUGUGUUGACCUUGUCCAUGAAGAACUGCAACGAAUCGUGCAACAUUGCGGAAAUGAGAUACAGCAGGAGAUGGCUCGUUUCCCUCAUUUAUUUGAAAGAAUCAAAGAUGUGGUGGCAAAUGUAUUGAAGAGUCGAUUGAAACAGACAAAUUCGCUGGUCGAAAGUUUGGUGGCAAUCGAGUUGGCCUACAUAAACACACGACAUCCCGAAUUCACCGACGCUAAUCUUGUUACGUUAAUUAAGGAUUCAUUCGUCGACAACGUGGCCGAACGUGAAGCCCGGGUCAAACAACGAAAUGCGGCGGUGGAUCGAGCAGCGAGCGUUCAUGAGUCUCAGCGAAUGAUGGAAUUUUCGGUGCGGGCUCGAGCUGAAUCACUGAAUCAACCUCCUAACACAGUAUCGCCUCAAGCAAGACCACAACGUCCUCCAUACGAAUUGCCGAGUGUUCCCGGAGCAAAUCGUCGCGAUGUCCCCUCGGUUCACUUUGCGAAUGUCAAUCUUGUGUAUGAGUUCAAUGGACACGCAGAGCCGGCACAAAACCAACAACAACGUACACGAGAUGAUUUACAGUUAGCCCAACAGCUUGCCCAGACACAAAUCCCACAACAUGCCGCUCAGCGCAGUGGCAUCUUCACGCAAUUGUUUGGAGGAAACUCUCAACAACGACCUCAAGCUGUUGAUCCAUCACAACCAGGUACACCCCGUCGUCCUGUAAACUUUUUGCCUGAAGUUCCUGAAAAGCCUCCAGCUCGCAAAUUGACUUCAAAAGAACAAAGAGAUUGCGAAAUUAUUGAACGCUUGAUAAAGAGCUACUUCUUCAUUGUUCGUAAGAAUGUCCAGGAUUCGGUGCCGAAAGCCAUUAUGCACAACAUGGUCAACUUUGUUCGGGAGAACUUGCAAUCAGAGUUGGUGCGAACUCUCUACGAUCCGUCAACAUUGGACGAACUACUUUGCGAGAAUAAAUUUAUGGCUCAGAAGCGCAAGGACACUGCAAUAAUGCUCGAGACUCUCCACAAAGCCGUCGGAAUCAUCGGAGAAGUGAGGGAAACGUAUCUUCUC